AUGGUUUUGGGGCCGCUGUUGUUCGCGGUGGAGUUCCCGCUGCUGGCACUGUCGACGGUGUUUGUGGCGUUUAGAUUCUACUGUCGACAUUUUAUUGUGCGGAAUCUGGGGCCCGAUGAUUGGAUCAUGUUGGUGGCGCUGCUCAACGCGUGGGGUAUCGGCGUGCUUAAUACUUUUCAAGUCAAAUAUGGAUCUGGUACCCAUAUGAUGGACCUGCCGUCCACGCCCGGCCUUUUUGUGGGGACGUUAAAGGUGUGGUAUAUCUACCAGAUGCUUUACCUCAUCACGCUCUUCUUCGUCAAGAUGAGCAUUCUGGCGUUCUAUCGCCGGCUGUCGCCAGCGCAGGGGUACCAUUUGGCGAUCAAGAUUACGGCGGGUGCGGUGACGGUGUUUACGAUUGCUAUGGUGUUUGUUAAUGCCUUCGAGUGUCCGAAGAAACCGAGCCUGGCGUGGGCCCCGACGUUCCCGAUGGGCUGCAAUAACCUUGUGCCGGUGUACUAUGCACAGGCGGGGUUCAACAUUCUUUCUGAUAUUGUGAUUCUGCUGUUACCUCUGCCGUCGUUGUUGCGGUUGCAAGUUAACAAGAGGAAAAGAGUGGCUCUCAUACUCGUCUUCUCCAUCGGCGGCGUCGCAGUAAUCGCCUCCAUAGUGCGUAUCAACGCACUCUACAUCUUCCAGCACUCGACCGACAUCCCAUACGACGGCAUCUUCAUCCUAAUCUGGUCGCAAGUCGAGAUCAACGUCGCCAUCAUCUCCGCCUCCGCGCCCUCCCUGCGGCCGCUCGUCAAGUCGCUCCUCGGCGGCACCACCACCACAAGCUCCAGCAACCCGAAGUCAACCUCCUACUACAAUCGCAAGAACCGCAUCCCACUGCAGUCGUUCAGCGGGCCCGGCCGCGACGCCGAGAUCAUCACGAACGUGAGCGGGCGCGGCGCGGGGCUGGGGAACGAGAGCGAGGAGCAUAUCGUCGCGAAGGCGGGCGGGAUUGUGAGGACGACGGAUGUGACGGUGGAGGUGGUGGAUGAGGAGAGGGGGAGGAGGGGGCCGUGGGGGAAACUUUAG
Molecule: messenger RNA, 1062 nt
Organism: Morchella importuna
Lineage: Eukaryota; Fungi; Ascomycota; Pezizomycetes; Pezizales; Morchellaceae
Exons: 8
Coding region: 1-1062 (353 amino acids)
Source: RefSeq, a predicted model, not a curated record